Molecule: messenger RNA, 9401 nt
Organism: Cynocephalus volans (Philippine flying lemur)
Lineage: Eukaryota; Metazoa; Chordata; Mammalia; Dermoptera; Cynocephalidae
Gene: BCL6
Product: BCL6 transcription repressor
Exons: 10
Coding region: 7155-9275 (706 amino acids)
Biological process (GO): regulation of transcription by RNA polymerase II
Cellular component (GO): nucleus
Molecular function (GO): DNA-binding transcription factor activity, RNA polymerase II-specific; protein binding
Source: RefSeq, a predicted model, not a curated record
GGAAGUGGGGCAGGAGAGAGGGAACCAGGGAAAGGGCUGUUUAGAAAUACAGUUUGUGGCUCUGAGCGAUGCCACCGGCUUCCUCUACAGAGACUGCCAGUUUCCCUUUUUCUUUGCAAGGUGUGUGUGGUUUUAAUAAAUAACUUUAAAAAAGGUGGGGGAGGGGAGAGCAAGAUCCACCAGGAGACAGGUAUCUAUUUUGCUCACUAUUUACUACCAAGAGCCUUUGGCACUGGAACAGACCUCGUAAAUCUGCAGCCCAAGUUGAAGUUCAUCUGGCCCUAGUCCACACGCUAUUCCUGGAGGUAGCAAACAUGAGCUGAAAAGAGUGAGGUGAAAUCACAUUCCUCCUUUAAAAUAUAUACUUAAAAAAAAAAAAAGAUAUUUGUCUCUGGGGGAGGAGGAAAUGGAGAGAAAACAGCAGGAAUUGGGCAUUCCCUUGCUAAAAUGACUGCAAUUGAGUCUUCAGGCCAAAAUAAAAACCUGUAGAUGGGAAAUAUCCCUUCUCCCAAGUUUAUAAAUAGAAGUUUUCAGUAUCCUAUUUACCAAUAUUGCAGACUCAAGCACUGGCUGAUUAUAAGGGUCUGUUGAUAGUGACAAUAAGGCUAAAUUCUGUUCAUAAAAACUAGACGACUUUAAGGAGACAGCCAGGAAAAGCAGGAAUUCUCCAAUUGUCCGUUUUCUCUCCUCCUUAGUUUUGAAGGGUUUUAUCUCCAUGCUGUCUUGAAAAGACUGUCUUAUUUAUUCUGGGUUUGGUGGUCAGGGAUGGGAAUCUUUGAAGCUGUAGUUUGCUGAGCCCUUGAAGAGUAUCAGUUAUUGGUUCAGUAAAUGGUAGCCAUGACUCGAUGUCAAAAUCCUUCCUUCCUUCUAGCCCCUGCCUGGUAGCCACACUCAUAACCCAGUUUGUUGUGAAAAACUUGAGAUUCAGAGAUUCAGAGGAGGCGGUGCGGCAGCGCCACCCCUCGGUAGGUGAAACUAUUGGCAAAAGUCAAAUAUUUGAAAAAUGUUGUGAAAUGACCUAAGAGCUCCCCCCCCCCGAAAGAUUAAAAACAUUUAGGGGAGAUCAGACUAACUUUUGAAAAAAAAGACUUUGCAGUUGAUCCCUCAAAGGGGGAAGAAAGGAGUUGCUUUCCAGCUAGGAUCGUGUCAUCAUAGGCAACGUAGUUCCAAUAAUUUUGUGGAGGGGUGUGGGUAGGGGUCUGUGUGCCUAGUUGGCUUUAACUAGGCGAGUUCUCCAGGCGGAGGUAGCCCCCUUUUCUCUAUGGGCUUGACUUCUCGGGGCAUCUGAAUUCUGCCAGCCUGACGCUGAGACAAGGAGGAAUGUUUUGGUGUUCCCGCAGUGGCUGUAAAUACCCUAGUUUUGCCGGCGGCAGAGGCGGUGGUGUACGUGGAGGAUGUGGUGGUUGGGGGAGAGGUUUAUGGACAGCGGGGAGCAAUGGGAGGCUAGUCUGUAGCCUUCUGGGAGUCAAAGUCGUAUGGCGCGUGCGGGUUUCCAGCACUGCGCAACAAGUGGGAACGCUGCCGCAGCGAUCCGAGCGAGGGUGCUGUGUGGUGGCAGAGCUGGCCGCUUUCUCUUCGCCCCGGUGGAAGUCAGGAACCGCUCCUCCCAUCCUUCCCUGCCUCCCAGACCGAGACCAGCAGUCCCACCAUAAGACCAUACUCGGUACCCACCCCCUGCCUGGCCGGGCGCAGUAAGCCUGGGUAGGACCCAGCCCUUGGCUUGGCCCCCAGAGCCUCUUUCUUCCGUGGAGGAUCAGGAGUUUAUUCCCAACUUUCUUUGCUGGCCGACCAGUGUUUGGCAAGAAUCUCUGCUAAUGUCGUCGAGUGCCAUUCUGCCUUUUGAAGACAAGUGCACCUUUUCUUUCCUUCCCAGUACAUUCAGCUUUUCGGAAAAAAACAACUUAUAAUACAUGAACGUAGCUCCAGAUACCGGGUUGUGGUUGCUAGAGGAGUGAGCAUCAGGAAGAACGGAACUGCAUCCACUAAAUUAAAUGCUUUUCGGCUUUGGUUUUGGAGGCAACCACACCCCCACCCGUAACAGACAGAAAAAAGAGGGAGGGGGGCCCCCGAAUCGGGUGUGGAAGGCUGUGGCCGCUUGGUGAUUCUCGGACGGACUGAGUCCGCCACCUAGUGGUGGGUCAUGGUCGACCCGCGCCUUGGGCGGUGGUGGGCCGACCCUUUCACCUUCGGGUCACCUAGCAUCCUGACCAGAUGCUACUACUGACGGAGGCAAGGCACCCUCCAAAGGGAAUGGCAUCCGACCUUUAAGGUUUUGGCAAGACGGAUGGAAAUUAGGCCCCGGAUGUUCACUCUGUCCACGGUCCCUCAGUGACGGGCAUCUAUCUCCACUAAGAAAAACCAUGAAAUAACCUGCUUUGAGUACGCCAUCACCCUGUCGCUGUGGCUCCUCCCCGGGGAAGCCGAUAGUAGUGGGAUGACAUCUAGGGCUGUAGGACUUAACUCUUUUUACAGUUGAGGAAACAGACCUGACGAGGGGGCCUGUUAGUGGUGAGUUAGUGACCUAACCGCGACCAGAUUUUAACCUUCUGAAUUCCAGAUCAGACAUAAAGUCAAAAGUGAGUUUAUCUCAGCUCCUUCGAAACACCUAAGAGAACGGAGCAGCAGUCAGAGCCAUGAUUUUAACCACGUAGGUCACCGUAGUUGCCAGCGCACAUUGGAAACGAUUCCCUAGCAGUCUUGGAGGAAUUUGUUUAGGAAGUAUGGCCUAAGAUUGUCGGGGACAGACACAAAAAGCCUACUGUGGCUCUGAGGGUUGGGAGGUCUCAAAGCUCAGGUGUAUGUAUGUGCAAGCGGGGUUGGUUAAGGCCUAGUCCUUUGACUUGCAGAGGCGCGCCUCUGCACUGGAGACUGUCAUUUGCAUCCUGAAGUCACUCCCUUCCCUUUUCUUCCAUCCUUUGCUUAGUGGGCUGGCGAGAAACCAGGUGUGGGGGGGGGUAAGGGGAGGGGGUCAUACGGACAGGCGGAUGGUAAUCCUCGCCCCAGCAGCUCCUGAGUGGUUUUCUUAGAGCGCGUGACUUAAGAUGGGCCGUGCGUGUCCGCGUGCUGGCGACCCCUAGCGGCGGCCGGCGCACUCACCCGCCCGAGACGCUGCCGCCUCCCCUGGCUUGGUUCGCGGGGAUCGAGUUCAGCCUCUCCCACUGCCGGAGCUGUCGGAGGCCGCGUCGGAGAAAUGCGCCUCUGUUCGGGUUGGAAACGGAUCUGGGGACGUGUUUCAAGCGCGGUCAAGUUUGACUCAUCGCUUUCCAAGGACAGUUAGUGCUUUCCAUCUUCAUUAACGUGAAUAAAGACCUUGGCUGACUUCUGUCCAGAUCGGAUUUUUAAAGGCAUUGUUUGCCUGCGGAGAUCAUGUCCCUCCCCUCCCCCGCCAGCCUUUUCGCAAAGGCAGAGCCCAGUGCAGCCAGGAUGCCCCAGAGAUCUCUGCCUGGGAACGUGGUUUGCUGGCACUGUCUGCGAGCCCUUGUGGAAGGUUGUCUCCAGCCGGGCGCACGGGGAGCGUCCCUUCUGCAGCUCCUCUUCAGAUCUUGGUGAUAAAACACAUCCCUCUAUUUUAUUGCAUUUCCUAGAAGCUUGCAGACUUGCAAGAGCGCUGUUGGCAGGAAACGUGAUAGAAAUGAAAGUCAGGACAUAAUGUCCCCGAACUCCUCGGUUACCCAAAGCGGCUGCCGAGGCCAUCACAUUAUCAAAUUCUCUUUUAUCUACUGUCGCCUCCCCGACCCUCCCGCCCCUCAGUCUAGAAGAAGAGCGUUUCCCCCCUAGAGCAAAAACAUUUCCGCGGUUUGACCCUACCCCCAACGGCCAAACCCAGGUGACUAGACUUGCGUAGCUGAGACGCUUCUGGGGGUGGGAGCGCUCCGGUAGGAACCCUGAUGUGGGUUUCACUGCAGCAGCUCCAGCCUUAUUAAAAUUCCUUGUCCCUGUCCCUAAACAGUGCUUUACACUUUCAGAUUCCCCUUUAGAUUUUUCAGCGAGUUAUUGGAGUUAUUAGAUUACCAAUAGUCCAACGGCCGGCCUGGAUAGAGAGGAGGGGGGAAGGGCAGAGAGCGUUCUCCAAAUCGGGAGACUGUGGCCAAACUAGGUCAAUGGGAAGGAGGGGCAGGGAGAGGAGGGCUGUGGGUUUCAAGCGUUGAUUGAGAGCUCUCUCUAGUGUUAGACAGCGGUAAAAACACCAUCAGGUUUGAGCUUCCGGAACCACGGGGUUCCUAAUUUCCAAUAAGUGUGUUUACUUAAUUGUAACUUCCCAGAUUUUUACCCCCAUCCCGUACUAAAUUACAGCCUUCUCUUUCACUUUUAUCCCACCGGACAAAAGGAUGAAAAAUCCUCAAAGUAGGAUUUUGAGGCCAAUGAGGCCCAGUCCUUGUGGACCGACCCCGACCCCGCCUCCGCCGCGGAAGGGCUGAGCAGCGCGGUGUGACGCCACCCGCUGGUUUUAGGAUGGGACCGCGGUCCCUUUGCGACCCCCGCCCUCCAAAAGCGUCUGCCGGAGCCCGCUACUUAGACCAGCUCGGAGUUGGCGCCGAAGGGUUACAAUUCCCAGGAAGGCCCCGGGAAAGCCAUGCAACUUUGGAGUGCGCCAGCGCAAGCGCUGGGGUCGGCGCCUGGGCCUCUGCCGAGUCCUAGCCGUGUCUCUACGGUUUCGGAGAAAUCGGAUUUGGAAAUCCCGAAAUCUGGCCAGGUUCGGCCUGGCAGCUCCUGUUCUAAAGACUGGGCGGAAACCGAGCCUAGCUGGGUCCCCCUUCUUGCCAACGUAGGCGGAAGGGGCUUUCGCUUUAGUUUUCCUCCAGCUGGGCCAGGGCGGGCAGCAUGGAGACCCUUAGCCCUAGGGGCCCCAAAAUUUUGACCUUGACUUCUCGCCUAAUCAUCCCCUUUAAAAAAAAGGGGGGGGGGGGGAAGGCAAGAAAAAGACGGAUACAAUAAACGACGCACCAGGCGAACAAACGCUGGAACUGGGCGACUCGAGUCAUGAAAUGAGCCUCAGAUUGAAUGCGAAUUCCUGGAUUCCAGACCCGGCUCUGCUACUAGCUUGUCUGGGUGUCCCCAUUUAUUAGUUGUUGUGGGGCUGGACUAGGUGAACUCUAAGAGUCCUGGACCUGGCGGGGACACGUGAUUGGGGAGAGUGUGUGCCGUGUUUCCCGCGAGCCUUCCCCGGCGUCCCCCCUCCUCCCCGGGUGAAUCCCCCGCGGCCCGCGCCGCGCAGGCAGCGAUCCCGUCGGCCGCCCGGGGCCAGCAGCUUCCUGGAAAGUUACUUCUCGUUGGAGCCGGCGACAGGCAGAGAGUGUUCUGUGAAAUCCGCAGGGCCGAGAUCGACUACGUUCCGGGAAUGAGAGGGCUGUGCCGUUCCCCUCACUGCCCCCUGCCUUGACGGCGUAGCAGGAAAAAAAAAAAAAAAAAAAAAAGAGGGCACACAUACAAUGCUAGUUACCGAGGUGUACGAAAAGUUUUAUUUGAAUGUGACUAGAUUUAGGGCCGCCACGGUCAUAUCACGGGGCCUGUGCAGCGCCUCGGGGACUUUGAGGCGGAUGGGCAGCGGGGCCCGUCGGUCGCCCGGGGGUGGGCGGUCCCUGGAAGACAGGUACGGUGUCUUGGGGGUGGGCGAGUCUGCGCAGGCUUGCCAGGUGUGCAGGACUCGUGUGUGUAUGUGUGUGCGCGUGUGUGCGUGCGCGUGUGCGCGCGUGUGUGCGUGUGUGUGUGCGCGUGUGCGUGUGUGCGUGUGCGUGUGUGUGUGCGCGCGUGUGCAGGAGAACGGGGAUGCCUGGUGCCAGCCCGGCGGAGGAGGGAGGAAAAGGAUGGGGUCUUUCGUAUCGGUUCUCGGUCCUCUCAACCUCGCCUCUCGCUCUCGCUCUUCUCUCUGUCUUCUCUCAUCUCCUCUCUUGUCUCUCUCCAUCUCGUUUCUGCUGUCCUGUCUCUCCCUUUGCCUCCCCCCCGCCCCGUGGUCUCUCUCUUUUCUUCUCCAGUAGGAAGCUCCUUUAGAGGGUCUGCUUUCCUAAGGUGCCAAUUUCACACUAAGAAAGUGUCAAAGGAGGGAAAGGGCAUAUUUUCCUUGAAACUCUCCCUUGGUGGUUACUGCAACCUGGGCAGGGGGUUGGGGUCGGGAAGGCCCACGUAGCUGUCAGUUUCUCAUUGACAGCCCUGCUCCCUUGGUGGUUUUUUUUGUGGCAUGGGUCUUGUGUGUGGCAUUGGUGAUAUGGCUGGAACUGGUAGACAGGGUUUGUCCAGGACUUUUCUAGAUAUUGGCUUUGGGAUCUCCGGCAGAGCUUAUCCUCUGGAGCUUUAGUUUCCUCUCCAGUAAAUCAGGACUGUUAUACAAUAAUGGGUGGGAAAGAACUGAGUGGUCUGUAAAAAAGCACAUACAGGUGGUGCUUCCACACCUGCAAUGUAGCCCUAGAGAGAGGGCUACAUUGUCCACACUCACCUUAACCCACACACUCAGUAGUUGUUGGGCCUCCUGAGUUAGCUCUCAAAAGAGUGAAUUUGAUAAGGACGUGGGCCUCAGUGUAUGUGCAUUUGUUUUCGUCCAGGCCAGGCAGAGGCUUAAGGUGAAAAGCCCAAGGCCUGGCUGACAGUGGGCACAGGGGAAUUGUUUUGUUUGUUUCAGUCUGCAUCUGGAGUGAGUCAUUGCCACUUGUCAUGGUGAAAUGGCAAAUCUGGGCUUCCUGUAGUUCCAAAAGUCUGUGACUGGAAAUUCACAAGCGAUCUGGUGAUUGGAGCUGGUGAAAGGACAGCCUAGGUAUUUCAGAAGUGUUUGAGGAUCUCCUCCAUGAGAGAAGAGGAGAAAGUUUAUAAAUAAACCUCAUAAGUGUCAUCAGCACUCUUUUUCAAAGGAGGUAAUCACUGAACUUUGGUUAGGACCAAGUUAGUAUAUCUCUCUUUACCCAUCUUGAGUUGGGAUGGGGAGGCUAUAGGUUCUCUUGUCUUUUUCUGUCCUUUCCCUUCCCCCAUUUUCUUCCCCCGGUCCCCACUCACUCACAUGUACACACUAACCUUGAAGCCGAUGAGACUGAGUGAAUGGCACUUGGGACCACAGAGAAAUGUCAGAGUGUUUGGUUACAGACUCAAGGAAACCCCUCAUUUUAGAGUGCUCAUUUGGUUUUAAGGAAAAUUUUGGACUGUGAAGCAAGGCAGUGGGUGAAGACAAAAUGGCCUCACCGGCUGACAGCUGUAUCCAGUUCACCCGCCAUGCCAGUGACGUUCUUCUCAACCUUAAUCGCCUCCGGAGCCGCGACAUCUUGACUGAUGUCGUCAUUGUGGUGAGCCGAGAGCAGUUUAGAGCCCAUAAGACAGUCCUCAUGGCCUGCAGUGGCCUGUUCUACAGCAUCUUCACAGACCAGUUGAAAUGCAACCUUAGUGUGAUCAAUUUGGAUCCUGAGAUCAACCCAGAGGGGUUCUGCAUCCUGCUGGACUUCAUGUACACCUCUCGACUCAAUCUACGGGAAGGCAACAUCAUGGCUGUGAUGGCCACAGCUAUGUACCUGCAGAUGGAGCAUGUUGUGGACACUUGCCGGAAGUUUAUCAAGGCCAGUGAAGCAGAGAUGGUUCCUGCCAUCAAACCUCCUCGUGAAGAGUUCCUGAACAGCCGAAUGCUGAUGCCCCAAGACAUCAUGGCCUAUCGGGGUCGUGAGGUGGUAGACAACAGCCUGCCACUGAGGAAUGCCCCUGGGUGUGAGAGCAGAGCCUUUGCCCCCAGCCUGUACAGCAGCCUGUCCACACCGCCAGCCUCUUAUCCCAUGUACAGCCACCUCCCGGUCAGCAGUUUCUUCUUCUCUGAUGAGGAGCUGCGGGAUGCCCGGAUGCCUGUGGCCAACCCCUUCCCCAAGGAACGGGCCCUUCCCUGUGACAGUGCCAGGCCAGUUCCUGCUGAGUACAACCGACCGGCCAUGGAGGUGUCCCCCAGUGUGUGCCACAGCAACAUCUACUCGCCCAAGGAGGCAGUCCCAGAGGAGGCACGAAAUGACAUGCACUACAGUGUGGCCGAAGGCCCAAAGCCUGCUGCCCCCUCAGCCCGGAAUGCCCCAUACUUCUCCUGUGACAAGGCCAGCAAAGAGGAAGAGAGACCCUCCUCGGAGGAUGAGAUUGCCCUGCAUUUCGAGCCACCCAAUGCACCCCUUAACCGGAAGGGUCUGGUUAGUCCACAGAGCCCCCAGAAAUCCGACUGCCAGCCCAACUCACCCACAGAGUCCUGCAGCAGCAAGAAUGCCUGUAUCCUCCAGGCCUCGGGCUCCCCUCCAGCCAAGAGCCCCACUGACCCCAAAGCCUGCAACUGGAAGAAAUACAAAUUCAUUGUGCUCAACAGCCUCAAUCAGAAUGCCAAACCAGAGGGCCCUGAGCAGGCUGAGCUGGGCCGCCUUUCCCCGCGGGCCUACACCGCCCCACCUGCCUGCCAGCCACCCAUUGAGCCUGAGAACCUUGACCUCCAGUCCCCAACCAAGCUCAGUGUCAGUGGGGAGGACUCUACCAUCCCACAAGCCAGCCGGCUCAACAACAUUGUUAACAGGUCCCUGACAGGCUCCCCCCGCAGCAGCAGUGAGAGCCACUCGCCACUCUACAUGCACCCCCCCAAGUGCACGUCCUGCGGAUCUCAGUCCCCACAGCAUGCGGAGAUGUGCCUCCACACCGCCGGCCCCACAUUCCCUGAGGAGAUGGGAGAGACCCAGUCUGAGUACUCGGAUUCCAGCUGUGAGAAUGGGGCCUUCUUCUGCAAUGAGUGUGACUGCCGCUUCUCUGAGGAGGCCUCGCUUAAGAGGCAUACGCUGCAGACCCACAGUGACAAGCCCUACAAGUGUGACCGCUGCCAGGCCUCCUUCCGCUACAAGGGCAACCUCGCCAGCCACAAGACUGUCCAUACUGGUGAGAAACCCUAUCGUUGCAAUAUCUGUGGGGCCCAGUUCAACCGGCCAGCCAACCUGAAAACCCAUACUCGAAUUCACUCUGGAGAGAAGCCCUACAAAUGCGAAACCUGCGGAGCCAGAUUUGUCCAGGUGGCUCACCUGCGUGCCCACGUCCUCAUCCACACUGGCGAGAAGCCCUAUCCCUGUGAAAUCUGUGGCACCCGUUUCCGGCACCUUCAGACUCUGAAGAGCCACCUGAGAAUCCACACAGGAGAGAAACCGUACCAUUGCGAGAAGUGUAACCUGCAUUUCCGUCACAAAAGCCAGCUGCGACUUCACUUGCGCCAGAAGCAUGGCGCCAUCACCAACACCAAGGUGCAGUACCGUGUGUCCGCCACUGACCUGCCUCCGGAGCUCCCCAAAGCCUGCUGAAGCAUGGAGUGUUGAUGCUUUCCUCUCCAGCCCCUUCUCAGAAUCUACCCAAAGGAUACUGUAACACUUUACAAUGUUCAUCCCAUGAUGUAGUGCCUCUUUCAUCCACUAGUGCAAAUCUUAGCU